Molecule: messenger RNA, 3444 nt
Organism: Aspergillus ruber CBS 135680
Lineage: Eukaryota; Fungi; Ascomycota; Eurotiomycetes; Eurotiales; Aspergillaceae
Product: homoaconitase LysF
Exons: 3
Coding region: 1-3444 (1147 amino acids)
Biological process (GO): L-lysine biosynthetic process
Molecular function (GO): homoaconitate hydratase activity; oxidoreductase activity; 4 iron, 4 sulfur cluster binding
Source: RefSeq, a predicted model, not a curated record
AUGAAGCCCCGAAUUCUCGACCAGGGCUUGCAUCCGCUCCGUCUGCCCUUCUCGAUCAGUGGGAAAUACGUCUCCCAGUCUUGGAAUCGCCAUGCUUCAUUCUCGUCCUCUUGCGCAUCCUCCGAACCAGCCCCUCCGAAACAACGACUCUGGGUGAAACUGGCCGCCGUGAGUGUUGCAGCCGCUGGAAUUGGAGCGUACAUUCGAAAAUCGCAGCAAGAUGGACCCUCGACAUUGAAUCCUUUCGCUUUCACCAAGUACACCUUAAUCGCGAAAGAACCCGUAUCCUCGACGGGGAGUAUAUUUACCCUCAAACCACCGAAACCAGAUCUAAACUCGACCGUCUAUGAAGCGUCAUGGCAGACCGGAGUGUGGAGUGUGAUGUUCAAGCAGCCGCAGCUGCAGAUUGGUAGAGAUUACACCCCCCUACCGGUCAAGUCGACGACGGACAACCAGGACGAGGAUGUGCUACGGUUCUUUAUCCGGAAAGAUGCAUUUGGUGAGAUGUCGCGGUACCUACAUGGCUUGGAUAUAGGUUCUCUGGUUGAGAUACGGGGACCCAAGAUUGAAUACAAGAUCCCAAGGCAGACCCAGGAGAUCUUGUUCAUCGCUGGUGGGACAGGCAUUGCGCCAGCUCUACAGGCCGGUCAUACACUUCUGCACCAGACGGACGAGACGCGCAAACCAAGGAUACAUAUACUAUGGGCAAACCGGAGACGAGAGGACUGUGCGGGCGGUGCAAACGAUACCAGUGCGAAGCCUCAGGGGCCUCGAAGGCUCUGGUUCUUUGGCCCUAGGACAUCACCAAAAAGUCCCGUGCCAGUCACGGGAGAUACGGACAGAGAUGCGACAACUCAGUCGUUAGUUGUUCGGGAACUAGAAGCCCUCAAGUUACAAUAUCCAGGACAAGUGACAGUGGACUAUUUUGUCGACGAGGAGAAGACGUUCAUAAAAAAGCAGGACAUCUCGGACUUCAUUGAUUCUGCGCAAAUUAGUGGCUCUCACUUCCCUAAGAACAAGAUUAUUCUCGUCUCUGGGCCCGAAGGUUUUAUUAACUAUAUGGCAGGACCGAAACUCUGGGCGCAAGGAACGGAAGCCCAGGGCCCUCUUCGAGGAAUUAUUAAAUCACGAUUAAUGACCUCCGGCGGCUCGGGCAGAGCGAUAUUGCGCUGCCCGGUGCCGAACAACUUCCAACGCCGUGCCUUUGCCUCAUCGAGAUUCUACUUCCAAGAGGUCUUCGAGUCCCAGAUGGACGAUCCCGCCUCCGCGGCCGUUUACUCGUCCCUCCAGACGUCGAGAGCCGUACCCCAAACUCUUACUGAGAAGAUUGUCCAGCAGUAUUCUGUGGGGUUGGCCAAGGACAAGUUCGUCAAGUCCGGCGACUAUGUGACCAUCUCGCCGCACCGCUGCAUGACCCACGACAACUCGUGGCCUGUUGCGCUCAAGUUCAUGUCUAUCGGAGCCUCCGAGUUGCACAACCCGAGGCAGAUUGUCAUGACCCUCGACCACGAUGUGCAGAACAAGUCGGACAAGAAUCUCCAGAAGUAUCGCCAAAUUGAGGAGUUCGCUAAGCAGCGUGGUGUCGAGUUCUAUCCUGCCGGACGUGGUAUCGGACACCAGGUGAUGGUUGAAGAGGGCUUUGCGUUUCCCGGUACGCUUGUGGUGGCCUCGGACAGCCACAGUAACAUGUACGGUGGUGUUGGCUGCUUGGGUACCCCGAUUGUCAGAACCGACGGUGCCAGUAUCUGGGCCACCGGUAAGACGUGGUGGCAGAUUCCCCCGGUUGCUAGGGUCAACUUGACGGGUGUUCUACCCCCGGGUGUGACGGGUAAGGAUAUCAUCGUUGCACUCUGCGGCUUGUUCGACAAGGACGACGUCUUGAACCACGCUAUUGAAUUCACGGGCUCGGAAGAGACCAUGAACAGUUUGACCGUGGACUCGCGGUUAACCAUCGCCAACAUGACCACUGAGUGGGGUGCUCUGUCUGGUCUUUUCCCAAUUGACAAUGUCCUGAAGGGUUGGUUGAAGGGCAAGGCCACUACAGCCGCCAUGGGUCUUUCCGACGGUCCUUACAAGACCUUGGCUGCUCAGCAUUUCACCCACCCCAUCCUCGAUCAACUAUUCUCCAACCCCAUAAAGGCGGACAAGGGCGCGAAAUAUGCCAAGGAGCUCUUCCUUGACCUUUCUACCCUCACUCCUUACGUCUCUGGUCCCAACUCCGUCAAGGUUGCCACCGCUCUCGGUGAAUUGGAAGCACAAAACAUCCCAGUCAACAAGGCUUACCUUGUCUCAUGCACCAACUCGAGAGCCUCCGAUAUCGCCGCCGCUGCCAAGGUGUUCAGAGAGGCUGCGGACAAGAAUGGUGGACAGGUCCCCAAGGUUGCGGAGGGAGUGAAGUUCUACAUCGCCGCCGCAUCGAUUCCGGAGCAACUGGCUGCCGAAGAAACCGGUGACUGGCAAAUCUUGCUGGAAGCUGGCGCUACGACUCUCCCAGCUGGUUGCGGACCCUGCAUCGGCCUUGGUACUGGAUUGCUUGAACCCGGUGAGGUUGGUAUCAGUGCGUCCAACCGUAAUUUCAAGGGACGUAUGGGCAGUACCGACGCCAAAGCUUACCUCGGCAGCCCUGAAAUUGUUGCCGCCAGUGCCUUGAGUGGAAAGCUCAGCGGACCCGGCUGGUACAAGACCCCCGAGGGAUGGAAUGGCGUUGUCCGCGGUGAGGGUGAUGGUAUCCGUGAGGAAGAGCGGAUGCUUACCGCUGAGGAAGCCCUCGAAAAGGUGAUCGGUCAGAUUGACGACCUUGUCGCCGACGGAGAGAAGCAGUUCACUCCUGAACCGGGUGCUGAGACUGAGGCCGCUGAUGACGCUCUCACAGAAGUGUACCCUGGUUUCCCCGAGCGUGUUUCAGGAGAAAUCGUCUUCUGUGACGGCGACAACAUCAACACUGACGGUAUCUACCCCGGCAAGUACACCUACCAGGACAACGUUUCGGAGGAGACCAUGGCUCAGGUAUGCAUGGAAAAUUACGACGAGCAGUUCGCAUCGAUCGCCAAGGCUGGCGACAUCCUGGUGACUGGCUUCAACUUUGGCUGCGGUAGCUCCAGAGAACAAGCCGCCACCGCUCUGCUGGCGAAGCGCAUCCCGCUUGUUGUUUCUGGAAGCUUCGGAAACAUCUUCUCCAGAAACAGCAUCAACAAUGCCCUGAUGGGUCUGGAAGUUCCCCGUUUGAUCAGCCGCCUUCGGGAAUCCUUCAACUCCGACAAGGCUCUCACCCGCCGGACUGGCUGGAUCUUGACCUGGGAUGUCCGGAGAAGCCGCCUGGAGAUCCAGGAGGGUGAAAACGGACCCAAAUGGACGCAUAAGGUCGGUGAACUCCCGCCGAAUGUGCAGGAGAUUAUUGCCAAGGGCGGUUUGGAGAAAUGGGUCAAGAAUGCCAUUGGAGCAUAA